UUAAUUAUUAAAAGAUAGGAAUAAAAUGCUCGCAAAUAUCAGGGUUCUCAGUAAAUUGCUUUAAUUUAUUUUUAAAUUUUUAUUGUCACUCAAUAAAAGGUCUAAAACAACUACCAACACUUCCUCUCUUCCUCUCGUCCCUGUUUUCCCUCUAUUUCUUGCUUCUCCAGUCUCUCCAGAAAACCUAUUCUGGGCUUUUCCCUCUCUUCUUGUUUGUUUUUUUGGGUUUAAUCUUUGUGGUGUUGGACGGGUUUUGAGCAGUUCGAAGCGUGCGCAUGAUUUAAUCGCAUGGGUUCAAAUCAAUCUGCGUCGUGUUUUAUAUUUGGGGACUUUGUCAGAUUCCACAAAGGAAAAAAAAUCAAAAUGGGUUUUGUGUCUUUGUUCGUAUCUGAUGUGUUCCAGUAACUUUACCUUUUAGACUGUCUCUUAGAUCUGUUUGCUGCUGUGCUUGAUCCACUGCUUUAUUCCCUCUUUAACACUCCUUCUCAAGGUCAGAUCAUCACAUUUUAUGCUACACAACUAUUACUUUAGCUCUGCAUAGUUCUUUUUUUUUUCCCUUCAAUUUUAAUUGCUGAUAGCAUCGGUUCUGUUACUCUGGCUGAAUAGCUAAGCUGGAAGUUUUUGCUGCUUUAAAUAUAAACGGGGUGUAGUUCGUUUUACAUCGGGGGUUCUGGGUUUUAAUGCUUGGAGCAUGAGAAUUUGAUGAUGUAUAGUUACUUGAAAAGUUAUAAGGUGGUUGGGGUUUUUAAUGGGUUUUUGAGAUUUUGUUUAAUUUUUUUUCAUUUUCUAUAUCCUUAUGGUGCAAAGUGAGAUAAGCCCUCCGUAACAGAGGUCCUGUAUCUCUUUUUCGUGAGGUAUAUGUUUGCAAAAUGGGUAACGGCACUUCUCGUGUUGUGGGUUGUUUUGUGCCGUUUAAUGGCAAAAAUGGUGUUGAUUUAGAAUUUUUGGAGCCGCUGGAUGAGGGAUUAGGCCAUUCGUUUUGUUAUGUUAGGCCAUCGAUUUUUGACUCUCCUGCCAUUACUCCUUCAAACUCUGAGAGGUUUACAGUUGAUUCUAGCACCCUAGAUUCGGAAACUUUAAGUGGGUCAUUCAGACACGAGACAAUAGAUGAUCCCUCUGGUUUACAUAGGCCAAACAAGACUUUCCCUGAAACUACAUUUAAGACCAUAUCGGGGGCAUCAGUUAGCGCCAAUGUUUCAACUGCUAGGACUGGAAAUCAGAGUGCAUUGUUUGCUAGUGACAUGCAAGAGCCUGCUGCAUCAUUUGAGAGCACCUCCUCAUUUGCUGCUAUCCCUUUGCAGCCAGUGCCUCGUGGCUCUGGACCUCUGAAUGGAUUUAUGUCUGGGCCCCUUGAAAGAGGUUUUGCUUCUGGUCCUUUGGACAGGGGCAGUGGUUUUAUAUCUGGACCAAUUGAGAAGGGGGUAAUGUCCGGUCCUCUUGAUGCUGCUGACAAAUCCAACUUUUCUGCUCCCCUUGCACGUGGUCAUAGAAAACCCCGCUUUCAGCGCCUAGUGAGAAGGGUGAGUGGACCAAUGAAAAAUACACUAUCUCGGACAUUCUCAAAACAUUCAAUUGGGGCAGGUUGGAUGCAGAGGUUUUUCUUGCAUCCAGUGGUCCAAUUGGCCUGGCAUGUUAAGGAGUCAAAGCUUCGACCAGAAGCUUCACAAAAUCUCGAAGGAGGAUCAUCAGAAGGGGAGUAUGUGAAUAGUCAUAACUUGCAAUGGGCCCAUGGGAAGGCCGGUGAGGAUAGGAUUCAUGUUGUGCUUUCUGAAGAGCAAGGAUGGUUGUUUAUUGGGAUAUAUGAUGGCUUUAGUGGUCCAGAUGCACCGGAUUUUCUCAUGAGCCAUCUUUAUAGAGCUAUAGAUAAGGAAUUAGAAGGGGUGCUAUGGGAUUAUGAAGAUAAAUCUGUAAAUGGUCCAAUAGAACCUGAACUUUCCAAGUGCAUAAAUGCUGAGGCUGGUUCCGAGUGUGGGAAGGAAAACCAGCCAAAUUUGAGUCAAGUAACUUCUCAUGGUUUAGAAGAAUCAUGCAAUCCAGUAGUUUUCAGGGAUCAAUCUUCGAAUUGUGAAAUAGUAGAGGAACGUGAUGAUGAUGUUAGUAGCAGUCAACAGCAAUCAUCUAAUUGUAAAAAGCCUAGCAUCACAGGCUUUGUUUCUGCUUCUGUUCCAACUGCCAACUUGACUGGCCAAGGAAGGAAAAGUAUGCGACUGUAUGAGCUGCUACAAAUGGAAGCGUGCUAUGAGCUAGGUUCUGUUUCAACGUCACUGGUUGAAAGUGAACAGAGUAAUAUGUGGAGUUGUCAGUCAAGUUCAGAUCCUAUGGAUUCCAGACUGACUUUACAAGAACAGCAAAGAUCUUGUACAUUGAACAAUGGCAAUGGGGAUGGUUCUAUUCAACAAGUUGAAGAUCCCUCGACAUCUGGAGAGGAUGGAGAGAAUGGGUUUGAAUCUAGUAAUCCAGAAAUAGCAACUGAUCAUUCUGUUUCAAUGCAACGACAGAAUACGAGAAAGUCUAUUAUUAGUUCAAAGAUCAGAAAAAUGUAUAGGAAGCAGAAGUCCUUGCGUAAGAAACUCUUUCCUUGGAGUUAUGAUUGGCAUAGAGAGGAGAUCUGUGCUGAUGAGAGAGUUGUAGAACCUCCCAGACCUAUCAGGAGAUGUAAAUCAGGAGUUGUUGAUCAUGAUGCAGUUUUAAGAGCAAUGUCUCAAGCACUUGAACGCACUGAAGAGGCAUAUAUGCAGAUGGUGGAAAGGACCCUUGAUAAAAAUGCAGAGCUUGCUUUGAUGGGAUCUUGUGUUCUUGUGAUGUUAAUGAAGGAUCAAGAUGUGUAUGUUAUGAACCUUGGGGAUAGCCGAGCAAUCUUGGCACAGGAGAGGCCGAAUGAUCGCCAUCCAAAUCCAAGUUUAGCCAAGGAUGACAUAAGGCACAGGAACAGAUCCAGAGAGUCAUUAGUACGCAUGGAGCUGGACAGAAUUUCUGAGGAGUCCCCAAUGCAUAAUCAAAAUAGUCAGGUUAAUAUGAUCAACAAAAAUAGAGAGAUCUCUAUUUGCAGAUUGAAGAUGAGGGCAGUUCAACUUUCCACAGAUCACAGCACGAGUAUUGAACAGGAAGUGUUUAGAGUAAAGGCAGAACAUCCUGAUGACAACCAAGUCAUUUUGAAAGAUCGAGUGAAGGGGCAGUUAAAAGUAACCAGAGCAUUUGGUGCUGGAUUUCUGAAGAAGCCAACUUGUAAUGAAGCUCUUUUAGAGAUUUUUCGGAUCAAUUAUGUGGGAACUAAUCCAUAUGUUAGCUGCAUUCCUUCUGUCGUUCACCAUCGACUUUCCUCAAGUGAUCGAUUCUUGGUUCUUUCCUCUGAUGGGCUUUACCAGUACUUCAGCAAUGAAGAUGUAGUUGCCCAUGUCACGUGGUUCAUGGAAAAUGUACCUGAAGGUGAUCCUGCGCAAUAUCUCAUUGCAGAGCUUCUCUUCCGUGCUGCCAAAAAGAAUGGAAUGGAUUUUCACGAACUGCUUGACAUUCCUAAUGGAGAUCGGCGUAAAUAUCAUGACGAUGUCUCUGUCAUGGUUGUUUCUCUGGAGGGAAGGAUCUGGAGAUCAUCAGGAUAAUUGUUUUCUCAUGUGCAUAUUGCCUUCACAAUGUAACCAUUUCGAAGCAAGGGGAAUCAUCUAUGCAUUCCAGAUUUAGAAUCAGCCAUGGCAUUCUUGACAAUUUUUUUUCCCUUUUUUAACUUGGGAUGGUAAGAUGUUAAUCAAAAAGUUAUUUUGCCAUCCCGUCUUUCCCUUUGAAUGUUCAUUCCCCUGGGGGUCAAAGUUUUGCAUCUA
Molecule: messenger RNA, 3815 nt
Organism: Hevea brasiliensis (rubber tree)
Lineage: Eukaryota; Viridiplantae; Streptophyta; Magnoliopsida; Malpighiales; Euphorbiaceae
Product: protein phosphatase 2C 32
Exons: 4
Coding region: 870-3599 (909 amino acids)
Biological process (GO): protein dephosphorylation
Molecular function (GO): protein serine/threonine phosphatase activity
Source: RefSeq, a predicted model, not a curated record